UUUUUUCUGGUUAAAGGUGUUCCAUCAACCAGCAAAAUUUCGCCCAAAAGCAGACAAGAGGACCGUCCUGCGCUGACGAGACUUGUCGGCAGGAAGCGGCUGAUUGCGGCAGGGGUGGUCGGAGUCAUCAUGGUGUUGGUGCUGGUGGUUCUGAUACCGGUUUUGGUAAACUCUGCUGGGACCGCCGCGCACUACGAGAUGCUCGGCACCUGCCGGAUGGUGUGCGAUCCAUACGGGACUAAAUCGCCCACCAGCACCGCCACGGCGGACACCGUGCGGGAUAGCAGCCUCAUCCAGUCUUUACCGACUUUCAUUCAGGGUCCGAAAGGGGAACCCGGGCGUCCCGGGAAGGCUGGCCCGAGGGGUCCUGCGGGUGAGCCAGGGCCGCCCGGUCCUGCGGGUCCGCCUGGGGAGAAAGGAGAGCCCGGGCGACCUGGAUUACCUGGGCCGCCAGGACCCAAUGCCGCAGCGGGUGCAAUCAGCGCAGCUACCUACAGCACCGUGCCAAAAAUCGCGUUCUACGCCGGACUUAAAAAGCAGCACGAGGGCUAUGAGCUUUUGAAAUUCGACGAUGUGGUCACAAACCUGGGCAAUCACUACGACCCAACGACGGGGAAAUUCACAUGCUCCAUUCCCGGGAUUUACUACUUCACGUACCACGUCCUGAUGCGUGGAGGGGACGGCACCAGCAUGUGGGCUGACCUUUGUAAAAACAACCAGGUGCGAGCCAGUGCCAUCGCGCAGGACGCGGACCAGAACUACGACUACGCCAGCAACAGCGCCGUGCUGCACCUGGAGCCCGGCGACGAGGUCUACAUCAAGCUGGACGGGGGCAAGGCCCACGGGGGCAACAACAACAAGUACAGCACCUUCUCCGGCUUCAUCAUCUACGCCGACUAGGACACACCUCUGACCUUUCACCCCUGACCCCUGACCCCUGAUCUGUCCGAUCCCCGCACUCCUCACCCUCUCACCCUUCCAGAGGAAACAACAAGUACAGCACCUUCUCCAGGUUCAUCAUCUACGCCGACGAGGACACACCUCUGACGCCUGACCCCUGGGCCCUGACCUCUCUGAUCCCCACACCCCUCACCCUCCCGGAGGAAAUGACAACAAGUGCAGCACCUUCUCCGGGUUCAUCAUCUACGCCGACUAGGACACUCCUCUGACCUCUGACCCCUGGGCCCUGACUGGUCCGAUCCCCACACCCCUCACCCAGCCCCUACCUGUCCUGUCCCGGCCCCCUUCCUUGAACGCUUCCCAUCGAUUUUCGGUUAAUUAAAUAAUAAAUUUACUGAAUUAUUUAUUGGCACCAUCUUCCUGUGGUAUAUAGGGUCCUGCCCUAGCGCCCCCUUUCCCACAUCCUAAUCUGAACGUGAACCCUAAUCCCCCCACUCCAUGUUUUUGGCAGUGUAGGAUGAAUAAUUGAGCAGGGGGUGGGGCACCAAUCGAUUGAAAAACAAACAACACGAAAAGGGAACCAAGUGCACCUGGGGGACACCUGUAAGCCCUGUACUCAGACGGCUCCAAUGUAUGCUGUGUGUCGGGCUGCUGAGUGAGAGAAAUCUGAAAGUGUCUCAUCAAAGCAGCAAAGUCAUUCAACAGGAGCUGAGUGCACGAUACAGAGAGAGAGAGAGAGAGAGAGAGAGAGAGAGAGAGGGAGAGAGAGAGCAAAAGGGAGAGAGAGAGAAUGUGAGAAAAAGAAAAGAAAAGCAAACAAACAAACAGAAAAAAUGAAGAAAUGUGAAUCAAACAAAUAGUGUUGGCCACGAGUACAUGUUCGCUGUGCCAAACCGACUAUUUAUGAUAUGUAAGACUCCUGUUUUUUAUUUCACAAGACCGGGGACGAUAUGUGCAAUAAUAUUUACUGUUUUUAGAAAUCAUACCGCCCUCCACCCCAUUUCCUUCUGUUUGCUGAAUAAACAUGCAUUCUGUGAGUUGCCUGGCAACCGUGAAGCAUGUUUUUCCUGUGUGUGUG
Molecule: messenger RNA, 1978 nt
Organism: Anguilla rostrata (American eel)
Lineage: Eukaryota; Metazoa; Chordata; Actinopteri; Anguilliformes; Anguillidae
Gene: c1ql3a
Product: complement component 1, q subcomponent-like 3a
Exons: 2
Coding region: 130-900 (256 amino acids)
Molecular function (GO): protein binding
Source: RefSeq, a predicted model, not a curated record